GGGUAAUUGCAUACCAUGCAAUAUAUAAUAUCUGCAGAUAAGUUUGGCAAUGCUGAAAGGAAAGACAGGGAGAUGGGUCAUCUCUAUGCUUUGGACUUUGAUGGAGUUAUCUGUGAUAGCUGUGGUGAGACAGCUAUCUCUGCUCUUAAGGCUGCCAAAUUGAGAUGGCCUCCCUUGUUUGAUGGUGUGGAUUCAACCAUAGAAGAUUGGAUUGUUGACCAGAUGAUUACAGUACGGCCAGUGGUGGAAACUGGAUAUGAAACUCUUUUACUUGUGAGGUUGUUGCUUGAGACUAGAGUUCCAUCCAUCAGGAAGUCUUCGGUUUCGGAGGGGCUCAAAGUUGAGGAUAUACUGGAGAACUGGUUCAAAUUGAAGCCUAUCAUUAUGGAAGAAUGGAAUGAGAAUAGAGAAGAACUAAUAGACCUUUUUGGGAAGGUCAGAGAUGACUGGUUGGAGAGGGAUUUCACAGGUUGGAUUGGAGCAAACAGACUCUAUCCUGGUACUGCUGAUGCUUUAAGAUUUGCAAGCUCAAAAGUGUACAUUGUCACCACAAAACAGAGCCGCUUUGCUGAUGCUUUACUAAGAGAGCUUGCUGGAGUGACUAUAGCACCAGAAAGAUUAUAUGGUCUAGGAACAGGUCCCAAGGUGGAAGUGCUAAAGAAGCUUCAGAAAAUGCCAGAACACCAGGGGCUGACACUACACUUUGUGGAAGACAGGCUUGCAACCCUUAAGAAUGUCAUCAAAGAGCCAGAGCUAGAUAACUGGAAUUUAUAUCUAGUGAAUUGGGGGUUCAACACUCAGAAAGAGAGAGAAGAAGCACAAGCCAACCCUAGGAUUCAAGUUAUUGAGCUCUCUGACUUCAGUAGCAAGCUGAAGUAGUAGUAUGUCCUCAUUAAAUUGUCAAUCAGUGAAUACACCUUGUCUUCUAUCUCAUUCAUUUAUGAACAACGGCAAAUUUCUUAAGACUUUCUAUUAUUACACUUGCAGCAAUCACAAGGUUUUUUUUAGUCGUUUA
Glycine soja is the source of this 1015-nucleotide messenger RNA. RefSeq lists its product as uncharacterized. The transcript is spliced from 9 exons. Gene Ontology annotation, cellular component: lytic vacuole; endosome. The record is from RefSeq and is a predicted model, not a curated record. Gene Ontology annotation, molecular function: SNARE binding. Lineage: Eukaryota; Viridiplantae; Streptophyta; Magnoliopsida; Fabales; Fabaceae. Bases 16 to 879 code for a protein of 287 amino acids. Gene Ontology annotation, biological process: SNARE complex assembly.